Messenger RNA from Miniopterus natalensis, 1885 nucleotides. The record is from RefSeq and is a predicted model, not a curated record. Lineage: Eukaryota; Metazoa; Chordata; Mammalia; Chiroptera; Miniopteridae.
AUGGUAAAACCUAUCACUCCUCAGGAAAUGGGGGUUACAGGGAAGAGUAUCCUCUCCAGCCUGAAAGGUUCUGGAAUCCUAACAGUCCUGCUGCUGCAAGGCCCCCAAAAAAGGGUGGGGGAGGAGUUCCCAGUGGGCCUCUUCUCCAAAGUCGGAGCUGCCGUUCUGUUUGCGAGACAUCUGCUGACCACGCCGAGGUCUGCGGCCCGGGAGCGUUGGAAGUGGCGGAACAUCUGCGUCUCCCUGGUGCACAGCCUGCUCGCGGGCGCCGGGGCGCUGCUCGGGCUGUUGCUCUACCCUCAGACGGCCGCGGACCCCAUUCAUGGCCACCCGCCCUGGGCCUUGGUGCUGGUGGCUGUAUCUGUGGGUUAUUUCCUGGCUGAUGGAGCUGACAUGCUGUGGAGCCAAACCUUGGGCCAGGCCUGGGAGCUUCUCUGUCACCAUUUGGUGGUAGUGAGCCGCCUCAGCACCGCCAUUCUGUCCAGCCACUAUGUGGGCUUCUCCGUGGUGUCUCUGCUCCUAGAGCUGAACUCUGCCUGCCUGCACCAGAAGCUGCUGCUGCUUUCUCGCCAGGCCCCAUCCUUGGCCUUUAGUGUGGCCAGCUGGGCCACCCUGGCCACCCUGGCCCUCUUCCGCCUGGUACCACUGGGGUGGAUGAGUCUGUGGUUGAUCCAGCAGCACCAUCAGGUGCCUCCUGCUCUGGUUGUCCUUGGUGGCACCGGGCUGGCCACUGUGGGAGCCACGAGCAUCACACUGGGUGUUCGCAUUUUGGUCAGUGAUGUCCUGCGGUCUCAGCCUCAUUCACCCAUCCCUGGGCACAAGGAAACCAAGGGCACUAGGACAUGUGAUGGUGAGCCUGUCACCAGGGAUGAUUCCCCUCUCAGCCUGAAAGACUAGAGAGGCCUUAGGUUCCUCUUCUGUCGGUCUUGGGGGAGGUAGGACCAGGACAAGGAGACAGUGGUCUUCAAUGCCCAUCCCCUCAUUGGGUUAAGGACUGGACUGGAUUUUCAGUAUCUCAGUCCCUCUUCCAGCUAAUUCAUACCCCUCCCCCAUUCUUAGGAUCUGAGAAGAAAUGCUAAUGUUCGUGGGUGGGUGGGAAUUUGGGCUAUUAUUCACUGAAUUUCAUCAUCAGAUAACCAUCCUUUCCAGGAAACUAAUUCAAGAGGUACAGCCAGUGCCAAAGAGUGGCAGGAUGCAUGAAACCGCCAAUGGGAACAGAAACCCUUUGCUUUAGCACAGGGACAUAUGAGGAAAGGUGAAGUCUUACUAGGAUCAGAGAGAUCUGGUAUGGAGGUGGUAAGGCCAGCGGGAAGAGAAACCUCACCUAUGACCAAAUUCUGGCAGUGGGAGGGGAACACAACAGGUGCUGCCUGUAGCCAGCAGUUGUGUAGACAUAGCAGCUGCCAAGAGGCCAAAGAACCUGGGCCAUAGGGAUUGCUGCUGAUAUUUCUGAUUCUCAAAACCCCACUCUUCUGUUUGUACUUAACCUUAACCCUACUGUGUCUAGCAUCUGCCUCUUCAUUAUUAUUAUUAGUAGUAGUAUUUCUUGACCUUUUCAAAUAUCUCUUGACCUUUUCAAAGAAAAUGCAUACUUUAGAGGGAUGAACAUGGAGUUGGGUCUCUCAGGACAGUGCUGAAGUCCAGAAUCAUAGUAGGGACUCAAACAGCCACUCUGGGGGCACAGUGUAGGGUCUUCGUAGGCCUAGGGUUUCAUGGAAGGAAUGAGGCAGAGGCAGAAGAAGCUGAUGAAAGGCUUCUUUUUGGCUGCAGAGGGAUUAAGGAAUGUCUGCCUCUUCUGGAAGUCAUUCCCGAGCUCUCCUUUCUCCCCCACCACUUCUGCUGCAUUUUUUUCUUUUUUAUUUAUUUAUUGAUUUUUGAGAGAGAG